AUGAGAACAAAUUGUCUUCGUUCUGGAAAUAUUGGAGUUAAAUCAAUCAACACAAGUUUCUGUGAAGCAGACUAUGACUCAGGAAUACUUCUUGAAUAUGCAACAAGUCUAAGUAACGUAACAUAUUCAUCAUUUUGUAACACAACAUCAAAUUAUUUAAUUGUACAAUUAUCUAUUGGUAAUUUUAAUUUUAAUUUUUGUAAUGUUUUGAAUAAUGAACACAAAGUAUCUACAUGGGGAACAUUUGUUUCAUGGGAAUCAACUGUUCUUAUUGAAAACUGUUCAUUUCUUGGAAACACAGGACCAGGAGAAGAAUUUUAUCAACUAUUUUUUGGUUCAAUUACAGUUAAAGAUUCUUUCUGUGACAGAAUAAUAGAUAAAACAUAUGGAUCAGUUACAACAUAUAAUGUUCAAAAUAUAUAUUCUAUUCAUAAUCUUUCUCACUUUUCAUCAUAUCUGUGUGAAACUGAUUAUCCUAUUUUAGAUUUAGUGAUAAAGAAGAAUAUUAUCACAAAAUAUGAAAUUAUUUAUCAUUAUUCAUAUCAUUUCAUUACUUCUCUUUGUAUUGUUUUAGUAAAUAAAUAA
Molecule: messenger RNA, 585 nt
Organism: Trichomonas vaginalis G3
Lineage: Eukaryota; Parabasalia; Trichomonadida; Trichomonadidae
Exons: 1
Coding region: 1-585 (194 amino acids)
Source: RefSeq, a predicted model, not a curated record